Messenger RNA from Fusarium coffeatum, 609 nucleotides. RefSeq lists its product as uncharacterized. Bases 1 to 609 code for a protein of 202 amino acids. The transcript is spliced from 3 exons. NCBI's taxonomy places the organism in Eukaryota, Fungi, Ascomycota, Sordariomycetes, Hypocreales, Nectriaceae. The record is from RefSeq and is a predicted model, not a curated record.
AUGUUCUUUUCCACUACUUUGUUCAUCAGCUUCGCAGCUGCGGCUGUCGCUCCAGCAUGUCCUUCGUUCCUGCCCUCCAUGGUGGAAUUCUCCGCUGGGUUUCAGCAACCCAAGCCACCAAUCGUCAAGCCAGAAUAUCAGGCUCACUUCGUGCAACACAAAUGGAAUGCUGACUUGUCGCAUAUCACGGCUGGCUACAUCGAAAACUCACCUUCAAAAGGCUUUGUCCGCGCAGAUGAAGCUUAUGAGGGCGAGAUGGCCUCGUCGUUCUUUGACUAUUCCAACGUCACUGAGGCGGGUUUGGUUGAUAACACCCUAACGACAUACAAUCACAAAUCUACUAAACCCACAGUUUGGAGAGGCUACGUGAACUCCAACUUUCCAAUCUUCGAGAAGAAGAUCUUGGUUGACUCUGGCGCCGUCUUCGAGGGGUUGGUCAAGAGGGACUUCAACCCUUCGCCUGUUGCCGCGUGGAGUAUCAUGUACCAGAAGGUGAUUCCGGUAACGGUGUAUGUAAAUUCAUGCAAUAUUAUUGUUGGCUAUGAUUACUUUGCUCCUGAACUACGAACUCGAGUUAUUAUGGACUUUUUUGAUAUCCAAGCGAAGUAG